Ixodes scapularis (black-legged tick) is the source of this 581-nucleotide messenger RNA. RefSeq lists its product as uncharacterized. The transcript has 4 exons. Bases 1 to 480 code for a protein of 159 amino acids. The record is from RefSeq and is a predicted model, not a curated record. Lineage: Eukaryota; Metazoa; Arthropoda; Arachnida; Ixodida; Ixodidae.
AUGACAUCACAGACGAUUCAAAGGGUCAGGAGGAUGUACGGAUUAGUCAUCGUUAUGGCGGCGACCGUUCUGGCCGCGCUGGGCCUACAGAGAGAUUUCUUCGAGGGUUGCAGGGAGCCUGAACCGGACGCCGAAACCCCGGAUUGUGUUUAUGUGCCCAGUGAGUGGCUGAAAAGUGAGACGUACCGCUGGUUUGCCCACGCGGCACUUGGAAACUACUCUUAUUACAGCGGCGACUACUACAACACGGUGUUGAACGUCACGCGGGCGGCGAACAAGGAUAUCCCAAUGGGACUCGGCACAGCCGUGGAAUUCACAACAGUCCGGAGCAGCUGCAAGCUGGCCGAUACACCCGUCUACUCGAAGGAGCUCUGUCGACCUACCAGCAACAAGGUAAAUGGUUUGUGUCAAGCCAAGUUCAACGUGUUUCCACCAGUAAGACUUCUGGCGGUGGCCUGUCAACCGCUUGUAGGAGCCUGAAGGACGGCAUCUGACGUCUUCGUUCUUGCGCGCAUUGCAGCGAACAUGUCGAACUUGUGACUACAUCAUUUGCGUCUUUGUUUAUUACCGUGAAGCAUUAU